This is a messenger RNA of Ctenopharyngodon idella (grass carp), 6096 nucleotides long. It is a transcript of the gene cdh7a, whose product is annotated as cadherin 7a. The coding region runs from base 707 to 3112 and encodes 801 amino acids. Gene Ontology annotation, biological process: cell-cell junction assembly; homophilic cell-cell adhesion; adherens junction organization. The record is from RefSeq and is a predicted model, not a curated record. The transcript is spliced from 12 exons. Gene Ontology annotation, molecular function: cadherin binding; calcium ion binding. NCBI's taxonomy places the organism in Eukaryota, Metazoa, Chordata, Actinopteri, Cypriniformes, Xenocyprididae. Gene Ontology annotation, cellular component: adherens junction; catenin complex; plasma membrane.
GCACCUUGGAUACGCUGACUGACAUCGGCACCUCCCCUCAGUGCAACGUUUCCCCGGUGAGCGAUGCUCCUGUAGCGCACUAACAGAGACUUGUCCAGUUUGUCAGCCACUUUCACUAGAGACAAUAAGUUGAGCGUUACCACUGUUUUCCCAGAGUUUGUGGGUCUGUGACUCCCGAGGCAUGCUUCACGGAUGGCCGACAGUGUUGUGGUCCCUUUGUGAGUCUUUCCACAGUGCUCUCCCCUGGCUGAGGUUCGCUGCAGCUGUGGCUUCUCAAUAGGGCUUAUUGUAGACGCGCGGAGUGUGAGCGAGCAGCGCAGUGAUUGAGCGGAACGGAGGGAAAGACGCCUGUAGUGCAGGGAUGCUCCUGAAUAUGUUUCCUUCACUCAUUCGGGGAGAGCGCGUCUAGAGAGGCUGCGACGUGACGGAAUCCUUCUGCGUAUUCACAAGAACAUUGACAAUUUAUACGCACGCGAAGGACCAAGAGGAAAAGGUUUGAGAGCUUCAACUACAAUCAUCGUUCAUUCCUGUGGUCUCUCCCAUCAAUCACCGGUCAGACGGUCUCUAUCCCCCUACCCGUGCCAGUGCUGAGGGUGGCGCACAGUUUCCCAGGAGCAACAUCUUAGCCUCAAGAUCUCUGGUGCCCGUUCAAUACGGAGGAGUGUACUUUUUUGUUUCCUUUUUUUACGUUCAUCCUUUCAUCCAAAUGAUGCAGAUAGGCUCUGCAGUGUGGACUGGACUGACUUUAAUGACUAUGCUGCUGUUGGCCCAGUGGGAUGUGGGCUGCUGGGGUAUGACUCUGAACUCUGUCCCGCUCCGCCCGGCUUCCCUGAAGCCCAUCAGCGCUAGUCUGGGUGCAUCCCUUCAAAGACACAAGCGCAACUGGGUGUGGAACCAAUUCUUCGUCCUGGAGGAAUACACAGGAGAUGACCCUCUCUAUGUUGGCAAGCUUCAUUCUGAUGUGGACAAAGGUGAGGGCAAAGUGAAAUACGUGCUCACAGGUGAAGGUGCAACCUCCAUUUUCACCAUCGAUGAGAACACAGGCGACAUACACGCCACAAAGCGUCUGGACCGGGAGGAACAGGCCUACUACACGCUGCGAGCUCAGGCCCGAGACCGCGCCACCAACCUGCCAGUCGAACCAGAGUCAGAGUUCGUUAUCAAAGUGCAGGAUAUUAAUGACAAUGAACCCAAGUUCCUGGAUGGCCCUUACAAUGCUCAAGUACCCGAAAUGUCUCCUGUUGGCACAUCUGUGGUUGAGGUUAAGGCAACUGACGCAGAUGAUCCCACAUAUGGAAACAGUGCCAGAGUUGUGUACAGCAUCCUUGAGGGACAACCCUAUUUCUCAGUGGAACCAAAGACAGGCAUUGUGAGGACAGCUCUGCCAAACAUGGAUCGAGAAGCACGGGACCAGUAUCUUCUGGUAAUUCAAGCCAAAGACAUGGUUGGCCAAAUGGGAGGACUCUCAGGCACCACGUCGGUGACGGUCACGCUGACGGACGUUAACGACAACCCACCCCGCUUUUCACGGAAAUCCUAUCAGUUUGCUGUGCCUGAAUCCCUGCCUGUGGCGUCAGUGGUGGCCAAGAUAAAAGCCUUGGAUUCUGACAUCGGACCAAACGCUGAGAUGGACUACAGAAUUAUAGAGGGCGACGGCCUUGGGGUGUUCAGGGUCGCACCAGACAAAGAUACCCAAGAAGGAGUCAUAACUCUGCAGAAGAAUCUCGACUUUGAAACAAAGUCAAGCUACACUCUGAAAAUUGAGGCAUCCAACAGGAACAUAGACCCACGGUUCUUGUCUCAAGGACCGUUCAGUGAUACGGCGAUGGUUAGACUGACUGUGGAGAAUGUAGAUGAGCCUCCUAUCUUCUCCUCUCCGCUCAGUAAAAUGGUUGUCUCUGAAGCGGCUAAAGUGGGAACCAUCAUAGGGACCGUCUCUGCUCUGGACCCAGACUCCACCAAUAGUCCCAUCAGAUAUUCAAUAGACAGAAACACAGACUUGGAGCGAUUUUUCAACAUUGAGUCAACAACAGGAGUCAUCAGCACAGCUAAGCCAUUAGACAGAGAAGCCAAUGCUGUACACAACAUCACCAUCCUGGCUACUGAAAGCUUGGAUCCGUCGCAGGUGGGGAAAGGAGUGGCUCUGAUCACAGUGAUGGACAUUAAUGACAAUGCGCCAGUUUUUGCCAUUGAGUAUGAGACCUUCCUGUGUGAAAACGUUGGGCCAGGACAGGUCAUUGAAACCGUAAGUGCAGUGGAUAAAGAUGAACCACCCAGUGGGCAUCGCUUCUUCUUCUCCCUCACUGCAGAGACAGCUGGGAACAUGAACUUCACCCUCCGAGACAAUAAAGACAAUACCGCUUCUGUUCUAACUAAGCGGAGUGGUUUUCAGAGGAGGGAACAGGCUAUGUAUCGGCUGCCAGUGUUGAUAGUGGACAGCGGGUCCCCUGCCCUCAGCAGCACUAACACGCUGUCUAUUAGAGUGUGUGACUGUGACCCUGAUGGGACGCCCCAGUCAUGUGGCACAGAGGCCUUUAUGCUGUCAGCUGGACUCAGCACCGGAGCUCUCAUCGCCAUCCUGGCCUGCAUCAUCACCCUGCUUGUGCUGGUGCUGCUGAUAGUGACAAUGAGGAGGAGGAAGAAGGAACCUCUGAUCCUGGACGAAGACCGGGAUGUGAGGGAGAACAUUGUGCGCUACGACGAUGAAGGCGGCGGUGAGGAAGACACAGAGGCCUUUGACAUGGUGGCAUUGCGAAACCUCAACGUAGUGAGGGACAGCAAAUCCCGCCGAGACGUCACCCCGGAGGUGCCCACCCUUUACUGCUCCCGGCCUCCCCCUUACAAAAUCACUCCCGACAACGGGAUCUUCCGGGAAUUUAUAUGGGACCGCCUGAAGGACGCCGACGUCGAUCCUUCAGCGCCUCCCUACGACUCCCUGCAGACGUACGCUUUCGAGGGCAGCGGCUCUGUGGCCGAGUCCCUCAGCUCCCUGGACUCCCUGAGCACAGACUCGGAGCAGAACUAUGACUAUCUGAGCGACUGGGGACCUCGCUUCAGGAAGCUAGCCGACCUGUACGGUCACGGCGACAGCAGCAAUAUAUUCUCCUCCUAGCCGGGAUUAAAAUUACUGCCAAGGUCUGCUCAAUCAAGGGCAUAAUGGAAAUGAACAAUGAUCAAGAGUAUACCACUGACUCAUUGAUGCUUGACAGAAGAGGAGAGCAAAAAAAAGGGAACAUUCAAUGCGCAGGGGGGAGAUAUAUCUGCAGAGAGCAGCGGUUUUGAUAACGAAUAGACUGUGGAGAUUCAAGUCGGAAGCACUUCUAUUUAAAUUGCAGUUAGAUGCCAAGUCUGGACUUGGGGUGUGGUUGCAAGCGCCCAAAGAGCGAUCUUCAGGCCCAAGAGAAUAAUGGACGGUGGACCGCAGCACCAUGCGAGCUGGUCCAGGAAUACCAAUUGUUUCUAAGUGACAUUUGAAGUGCUCUCCCCAUGGUUAUAAAUGAGAACAGUGCCAUCCAGCUAGCCAUACAGCAGUGAUGCUCGAAAGAUCAAUGUUUCUGUUCUAUCAGAUGUUUCUAUGACUCAUAGGUUCUUCAAAAAAAAAUCAAUACAAAUUCAGCAACCGAGAGCACCGAUAUCUUUUCCGAACGCAUUGCCUAGUGAGGAUCUGCAGCUGUUGCUUUGUAAAAUAUCCGUUAUGCAUAGCUUCAUAUCUGUUAUCAGGCCUUAGUUCCACAAGAAAAAUUUGGGCCGAGGCGCAUCGCUAUCACAACUCCUGAAGUAUCCUGCAGUUGCGCCGACCAAAAUACAAGUCAAACUCGUAGUGAAUAGACUUUGAUGUAUCAAGCAGGACAGGCCAGAGUGGAUUUAAUCAUUGAAAAUGUAUAGUACUUGCCUUUCAGUUGAUGCUGUCAACCUGAGUUAUUUUGAGAUGUUAUUUUGUAAGUUUGUAGAGAGAACCCUUAUGACAGCGAGCGUUUGAAGGGGAGUCUUUUGUAUUAAGCCUAUUCCUUUCUCGAAAACCUCAGUCUCAGUGGAGAAACUUAAAGCGGCAAAACGUUUUUGUAGUGCUCUAUGCUGUCACGUGUACAGGUUUUUUUUUUUUUCUUUUUGCAGUGGUUCUUGCUGAAUAACUUGUGAGAGCUGUUUGUUUUAAAGCAGGCCUGUUGUUUAUAUGAGUCUGAGUGGCAAAGUGUAAGGGAAAAAAGAAUGUAAAGACAUUAUCCUAAAUAAUAUCUGGCGACGUGUGAAACGGUGUAUAACAUGCAGACAACACACUACAGUAUAUUCAAUGUUUAGCUGUUGUCUGACAGGUUAUUAUCAUGAUUUUGAAUUGUAAUGAUAUAAAAUGACAUUCUAAAGCUGGGAGGACAUUUUGUACAGAUUUUUGUAAUAAAGCACACAAAUUGCAGCACACAGUGUGGCCAUUUCCUGACGACUGCUUUCAUUCAUUCGGACAUCCCGACGGUGCAUAUAUUGAUGUGGGGAUCUUACUGCUAAAUUGGCUGCUUUUGUUUGUGGAACAGGGUGGUUUGCACACAGACAUGAUAUGUAAUCAAGGCUAGCGGAGAGAGAGCCAACGGGGCUUUGAGUUUGAUGAAUGACACCAAGCUUGUCAGAGCAUUUAAAAGGCCUCAGCGAAAUUAGCCUCUGAAAGAGGAGAUUGAUGAUUCAGUUAGUGAACGCAAGCAUACUUCCAGAAAUACGAUCACGCGUCUAAGCGCGGGCAGACUGGGUGUGCGACGACAUGGUCGGACGUGAAGCUUAGCCUAUAAAUUGUCUCGCCUGGGCUAGUUAGAUCCCUCCAAUGAGCCUAGUCUCGCUGUCGAGCUCGUACACAGCUUGACGUGUUAGGAUGGCAGUCUUUCCACGAACGCCUGUUGCAGCCUGGCCUGCGCUAUCACAGUGUGAGAUAGCUGUGAUCUGUUCUGAGUCAUAAAACAUGUUCCAUUUUAGUUUCUUCCCCAACAAAUUCUGGCACUCAGAUAGAUGCUGUAAACUGUUUUUCAGAUGGCAUAAGCGUUUGGAGAUUGAAUCUCAGUGUCCAAACAAUACACGCUUUCAAUUUGUCACUUUGUUCACAUGCUCAUCAGCUGUGGUUGUGCCUGUCAACAUCUGAGAUAUAAGUUUGAUUUGAAUUAUAUGGGAUAUUUUGUAUCUUGCCCAGUCUGUAUGAUUAUAAAGUGAUCAUUUUACGCCGUCGAUAAUGGAUUUGGCUUUCAACGCAAGUGAUUACUUGUCAUUUUGUUUGUUUAUCUGACUAAGGGUAAUAAAGACUGAGAAUACUGUCUGUGAUCAUUAGAGGGAAGCUGCUAUCAGAAAGCAAAUGUAAUUAUUUGUUAACUGGCUCACUAAAUGAAAACUAAAAGGGCAAUUGAAAUCUCGUUUGACUUGGCACUAAGUAAUAAUAAAUACAGUUUUAAUUAAGCAAGUCACUGCAGCGAGCAGAUAAUGCAAACAAAGGAGGAUAGGGUCACCCCGUCAUUGUUCUCUUUACAGAUAUCAGACUCUAUAACACAUAUAUCAAAGGGACUGAAAAUCAAUGUCGCUUUUGAUUCUGUUUACUUUUACAAACUGGCCACUAUUUGGGAUUACGGAUGUUAUUAGGAAAUGAUCUCAUAAGGAACUUAAGAGGAAUGCUGGGCUUGUUACAAGUGGCUUAAUGAAACAUACUGGUGCUCUUUUGAAUAGAAAAAAUCAUUCAUUCACUGCUUCAAGAUCUCAAGCAGACCUUCAUCAUUUAUUCAGAAUACUUAUAAGAACAGCUCUGAAUAGAAAGCUCAUCCUGUUCUCUGUUUCCUUUUUAUUUACUUCACAAUGAGUUAUGUCUUUUCUUAAUGGCUUCACAUUAAUUACCAUUAAGUGUAAUGUGAACUCAGUGUCAGGCUGAGAGCGAAUGCCUGGUUGUCUAAGUGGCCUUUCCUUUCUGAACCAAGGAGAUGAAGGCUUAUCUUUAGUAUGGCUGACAAUCAAUGACCUGAUGUUCAACAGCUUCUUCUCAAAGACCUGAUGUACAGAGACACAUGUUCAUGUUUGUAAAGGAAACCACUUCAAUUUAUAUGCAUCAUUUUUAAUAAAAUAAAUAUUGUUUCAAUGUGA